Coniosporium apollinis CBS 100218 is the source of this 1230-nucleotide messenger RNA. RefSeq lists its product as uncharacterized. NCBI's taxonomy places the organism in Eukaryota, Fungi, Ascomycota, Dothideomycetes. The transcript is spliced from 2 exons. The coding region runs from base 1 to 1230 and encodes 409 amino acids. The record is from RefSeq and is a predicted model, not a curated record.
AUGGCGAAUCCCGAGUUCCGGUUUCGACUGCGCGACCACUUUGGUAAUCCAGCACGAUGGCCGAAAACACUUAAUGAUAUGCUUAUCGAAAGAACUUUCGAGCUGAUCGAAAUCUCGCCGCCUGUUCGUCGCGCGCUCGAAGGCAACCGCCAUGGCGAUAACGAACUGGAUCUGAACUUCUCCAACCGUGGAAUGGUGCAAGACCUCAUCAACUACUAUGACUCGCUUGUUGGCUCCUUCGCAGCCCUCGAGGGGAUGCCCGAGCAGACAUGGCCCGACGAUCUCCAGCGGUGGAACAGGCAACGGGUUCGAGCAAGGCGCCGUCCUCUGCGAGAAGCCAUCAACCAAGCUCGAUCGUUUGCGGAGACAGACCUUGCGACUUUGCGGUGCUUUCUUGUCGAGCGCCAUCACGUUGCAGCUACCGAGGCAGGUCCGUCAGGGACAUAUGUAAGACCGGCAAGGGGACGAGGUGCUAUUAAUGAGCCGCUGAGCCACCGUGGAAACCGGGCUGGUUUUCCUGUAGCCGGUGGAGAAUUCGUACCAAUUGAUGAGCUUUCCCGACGACUGGCGGAGACACUGCAGGUCGAGGACGACCGCCAGAACCAGAAUGCAAUGACAGAUGUAUCACAGCGCUUAGCAGAGGAUCUACAGAGAGAGGAAGCCGACCAGCAGAGAAGAGCUGCGGCUGAAGCCUCGAAUCGGCUUAUCAACCAGUUCCGAGAGGAAGACCGCCGCCAGAAACAAGCUGAGGAUGAGGCCUCCCGCCGGCUCGUGGAACGGCUGCGGGAUGAAGGGGCGCGUGAGCGAAGAGAGAGAGAACAGGCCUCAGAGCGUUUAGCUGCCGACCUCCGGAGGCAAGAAGAAUUGCGCCAACAACAAAUGGACGAAGAAUCACGCCAGCUUGCAGCUCGGCUGCAGGAGGAGGAGGAAGCCUUUGAGAGGCAGAUACUCAUGAACGAAGCACCAGUACCCUCAGGAAGACAGUUUGAAAGGGAGGAAAGGGGAGACUACAGAAGAACGAUGGACAGACAACCUCGUCAGCACGCUGAACGCCGGCGACCGGAGAACAACGGCGAGGAGGGUGGGGCCGCUGCAAUUCGGGCUGGCGUUAGGCGACAGGCAGAACCCAGAGACGACCAUCGGCAUAGAGAGAGGCCACUCGGAGGUGGAGCCCUGGCGAGAAGGCGAGAACAAAUGGGUGAACAUGAUGACUGGGAAGAAGAGCGGUAG